CAGAGAUCAGCAUUCUAUCGCAGAUCGAUAAUGUAAAUCAGUGAAAAAUAAAAAAUGAAAAAAAUCAAUGAUUGUACAGCAAAAACUGAUUCAUUAUUUACUUAACCUCUACGUUUGAAGCAACUAAAUUUCUCAUCGUUAUUUGUCAAAUUGUCAGACAACUAAUAAUUAUAACGAAUUUGUCAGCAAUGAAUUCACUGAGAGCCAAAAUUGUAGACAGGAAAACUUUUCGAAAUGUCGUGUUGCAGCUUCAGUCCCUCUCGACGACGUCUGCUGAAAUCUCGGAUGAGGUACAAAUUCCUGCCAGAAAAGAACGUGGACCAACCGAUAUACUACACGCUCUAGAGUCAACUCUUUCUCGUGAUCCAACUGCUCCUGACUACAAGUACAUUGACGAUCCGUACCUCAUCCCUUCAUCGCUAAGCAAAAAGAGAGUUUACUCUUUAGCCAAAGAAUCUGGUAAAAGAGCUGCAAAGUGGAUUCUUCAAGAACACGCUGAUCUUUUAAAGAGCAAACUUUCCGAACCUUUGGUUUACGCAUUCUUACCUCCAGACAAGUACGAAAAUAAGAGUCAAGUUUCAGAAGAGAUCUUGGUGAAAAUGAUAAAACUGGGAAAUGUUCCCAACACUCUUCAUGUAUACAACUUGUUGAAUGGAAAUGUCUCGCAAGAAACUAAGCAAGCCAUUUUAGAGCUACUGUGCUUUUACAAUAGUUCUGAAGAACAAAAAUCUUCAGAUUUUCCUGAGGAGGCUUCUUAUCAAGUAGAUGCUCCAAUAACCAAAAACACUUGGACCAAUAAUCCUGAAGUUGAAAAAUUAUUUGGAGAGCUGUGUCAGGAUGAAACAACUGCUCCUGGAGCUUACAACGCUUUGAUAUGUGGAACAUCCAAAUACUUGAAGGUUGAUAAAGCAUGGUCGCUAUACAAUGAAUGUGUACAAAAAAGAAUACCUCUUGCUACCAGUACCUAUAAUCAUGUAAUUACAUUAGUGCCCGUAUUGAAAGACAACAAUGAGGAUCGUAAAAUUUUAUUAACGAGCUUGCUUCAAGCUAUGACUAAAAAUGGAGUCAAACCAAAUAUUGGAACACUCAAUGCAGUUCUCAAAAGCCUAUCAACUUUUACUGUCCAGUUAAUGGCCAAGGAAUUUUCUCUGUCUCUGUUGGCAGAGUUUAAAUCCAUAAAUAUCAAUCCCAGUCUAGCAUCUUACUACUACCUAUUAUUAAUUUUCUGUCGUCCGACUGGCACUCCGAGCAAUAUUUUGCUUGAAAUAUUGGAUGAAUUGGAAAAAAGAGAAGAAUUAAAAAUUGAAGAUCCCAGUGAUACAUCAUUUUUCGUUAAUGCCAUGGAAGUUGCUUCAAAACACAUGUUUAAUUUAAAUGCCGGUGAUAGGUUACACAAAUUAUUAAUGACCAAAGAUAACUACAAACUUCUCGGUGGAAGGUUGAAUGAAAGUGUUUACUACCGUAAUUAUUUACAACUUCUUCUGCAAAGUGAAUCAAUUGAUCAAUUUAUGAAAGUUUAUAACUACCUGGUACCCCACGUAUAUAUUCCUGAGCCAGCUCUAAUGAGAGAUAUUCUUGAAAUGUUAGAAGUCAAUGAUAAAAACAAAGCCAUGGAACUCCUUCCUCAGUUUUCGUCCCAAGUCGUCAUGUUUGACAUGUUAGACAGACAUCAAAUAAUGAAAUUUUUAUUCAAGUUGAUGAAACAUGUUUGUUGUCCUCCCGAAGGAUCUCCAUUACAUGAACUGUAUGCACAAUCGGUAUGGACAUUCUGGACUUAUCAAAAAGAAGUAAGCCAAAAAAGAUUACAGCGAACUAUGUGGCCGGCAAAUGUUUAUGGAAGUGCAGCCGUUUUACUGGUUCGUGGAAACGAGUUUGAGAAAAUGCUCAACAUAUUAGAGUACUUGGUAAAAUCACAGGAUUCAGUAAUGGGAGCCAUAGAUCCAAAAGAUCUGCUAGAAAUUUUCACGGCGUGUAUUGAGAGAGGUCAUGUUCCUGGGGUAUUGGCAUGUGUAGAAUACGCCAACGACUUUGGACUAAUGGAUACUGGCUCAAUGUCCAGGGCAAUAAAAAAUAACAUACCCCUAAGUGAAUCUCAAGAGAAGCGGUUGAUAGAAUUGGUUGGUGAAGAAUUAUCAUCAGCGAAAGCUACACAAAGGACUUAGUAAUUUGAAAAAUAAGCAUAAACAAAAUACAUGUGCGAUAACUGAAGAUUAAAGCAGUUCCGAUUACAGGCGUAAACAACGAAACGAAGCAUUGCGCUCGAAUAGUGUUACAUAAGUAGGUCAAAAGCAAGCCUGGACUAUAUCCUCAUUUAACGAUCAAAUCGAAUUGAACGAUUACAUUCAGCCUUAGCUUGUUGUCAAGUCAUUUAUUUCAUUAAAUUGUUGUUUAUUAUUCAUCUCGUCACACUCUCCUGUACAUAUACGUAAACAUAAGCACAAUCGCUUGUUUCAACUGUAGAAAGAUUGCGUUUAAGACAAUAAAACGUUGUUUCUUACACAUAUCGAUAUAGAAUUGCGAUCUGAAAAUU
Copidosoma floridanum is the source of this 2530-nucleotide messenger RNA. RefSeq names its product small ribosomal subunit protein mS39. Gene Ontology annotation, biological process: mitochondrial translation. Gene Ontology annotation, cellular component: mitochondrion. NCBI's taxonomy places the organism in Eukaryota, Metazoa, Arthropoda, Insecta, Hymenoptera, Encyrtidae. Gene Ontology annotation, molecular function: protein binding; rRNA binding; ribosomal small subunit binding. The record is from RefSeq and is a predicted model, not a curated record.